AUGUGGUACCUAAUCGUAGGCUCUUUUUUCUUUUCUGCUUGUGCAGGCCAAAGCAUCUACACGGAUAGAGUCGGUGAGGUGCGUGUGAAGCGUCAAGGUCACCAGCAGCCCCAACCUCAGCAAGUGCCCGUCCAGAACUACAAUUACCGGCCGUACAACGAGGCCCCGGAUCGAAUCAAGCAGCUCCUCCAGGCCCAGCAGGCUCGCGAGCCCCUGGUGCACCUCCCCGCCCCUCACCAGCAGCAACCCGCUCCGAUACCAGCUGGCCCACACGCAGCCACGGCGUCGCAACACCAGCAGGUGCCCCAGGCCCAGACAAACCAGUACACCCCCAAGGUCCAGUAUGGGCAAGCACCGCCCCAGCCGACGUACAAAGGUGUCUAUCCGGCCCAGCCCAGUCCGCAGCCUGGGCCAGUGCCCCAGAAUACCUACACGCCCCAAUACAAGCAGCGCUACAAUCCACAAACGGUGCCGACUAAUCAGGUCCCGGCCCCCGCACCCGCCCCCUACCAUGCGCAGCCACAAGCUGGACCAUCUCAGUUCCCCAAGAAUCUGCCGCCACACAUUCAAAAGAUUAUCGAGUCCCAGCGAGCUUUCCAAGGUUAAGACACAUGUUCU
This is a messenger RNA of Ceratosolen solmsi marchali, 618 nucleotides long. RefSeq names its product ATP-dependent RNA helicase DHH1. The transcript is spliced from 5 exons. NCBI's taxonomy places the organism in Eukaryota, Metazoa, Arthropoda, Insecta, Hymenoptera, Agaonidae. The record is from RefSeq and is a predicted model, not a curated record. Bases 1 to 606 code for a protein of 201 amino acids.